Molecule: messenger RNA, 862 nt
Organism: Lutra lutra (Eurasian river otter)
Lineage: Eukaryota; Metazoa; Chordata; Mammalia; Carnivora; Mustelidae
Exons: 4
Coding region: 1-801 (266 amino acids)
Source: RefSeq, a predicted model, not a curated record
AUGGUGGUGGUGAUGAUGGUAAUGGUGGUGCUGAUGAUAGCAAUGAUGGUGCUGAUGAUGGUGGUGAUGAGCCCGGAGGACGGGAACCAAGAUGGCGGCCGCCUAGUCUCCCCCCGGAGGAGCCGACAGCUUGGGGACCCGCUCCUCAGUGCGCCCUCGGAGAAAAGCCAUCGGUCCCUCCCGGCUCCCUGGUCUCCGGCCGCGCUCCGAGCUCACCGGCCUGUGACCGAGCGUCUCUAUCUCUGGCGCGCGGCCCGUGUGGAGUCUGCAACCCAGAGGAUUCCUGCCUCAGAGAAGGAAGGCUCCCAUGUGAUUUCUCCCCGAACCCAGCCCCACCGGAGCGGCCAGGAGAUGUGUAGAGGGGACGACGGCAGCGGGAAUUCCUGUUCUGUGGGUAGGAGAGGACUCCAGACUUCUCGGAACAGCAAACAGGCAUUAGAACGGGAACUCUCGGCCCCAUCCCAGAUCUGGGACACGCCGCCAGUCACCCAGCAGCUGCUCCAGGAGUUUGAAAACCCGCAGACUUUGGAAACAGCUGCUGUUGUGUUUCUCAUGCCCAUAAAUACGGUGGAAGGCCUCCAGCAACAGAACCUGUGGGAAGUCUUUCUGUUUCACAAGGUCUAUUUUAAAAGGCAAAGGUGUUCCUUUGUUGAGUGCUUCUGUUUGCUUCUUCAAGAAAACUCUGAAACUGACAGCAUCCAGGCGGGACGGAGCCAACAGCACGUCCCGCCCGCUGGACUGCAAGCAGACGAUCCUGCGGGAGAAGCUGCGCGUCUCGUUCUUCUCUGGGUUUACUCGUGAAGAUGGCAUCCGCCGGGGGCCCAGGAGGAAGCAGAAGGUACAAGAACAGACACUGGGCAGA